GUAGCGUUGCGGCGUCUCAAACUACAGCUAGUAGGUGAGCGCGAGAUUGGGUGAGCCCCCUGCCCUAGGCUACUCGCUGGAGCCCCGGGCACGGCCUGGGGGGCCUGGGUGGAAGCCCAGCGGGUCCUCACAGCUGCCGGAGGAGCGGUGGCACUGCCUCCGAGGCCGACCGGGAGCGCGGCCUUGGCGCAGGUUUACAGCGGUGGCAGCAUUCAUGGCAGGUCCCCUGUGGCGGGCAGCAGCAUUUGUGCAGAGACACAGGACAGGCUUAUUGGUGGGUUCCUGUGCAGGCCUGUUUGGGGCCCAAAUCUCAUACCACCUUUGCCCAGAUCCUGUGGUUCGAUGGCUAUACCAGUACUGGCCUCAGGGCCAGCCAGCCCCGCUCCCCCCAAAGCUACAGAGACUCUUCCAAGAGGUGCUAGAGGACAUAGGCAUCCCAUCAGGCCAUUGCUAUGAGGCCUUCACCGCCUUCACCUUCCAGCCUGUGAGUGCUGGCUUCCCAAGACUCCCUGCUGGGGCUGUGGUGGGCAUCCCUGCCAGCUUCCUGGGUGACCCAGUGACCAACACCAACUGUCCUGUGGUUGUACAUGGGCAAAGAGUGGACUGGAAGACCCCAGAAGGUACCCGGCUGAGAAAUGCCCUAACCCUAUCUCAUGAUGCUCAGAAGUUUGCCUUGGCCAGGGAAGUGGUGUACCUGGAGAGCAGUGCCGCUGCCCUACAGGCCCUGGUGGCCCCAGCUUGCCUAGCAGGAACCUGGGCACUGAGCGUGGGUGCCAAGCAUGCAUUGGGGCUCUAUGGAAGCCCCAUGAACUUACGGGCUGCAUUCAACCUGGUGGCAGCAGUGGCAGGCUUUGUGGCUUAUGCCUUCUCCACCGACUCUCUCACUCAUGCACUGGAAGCCUGGCUGGACCAACGCACAGCCUCCCUGUCUACAGCCUAUUCCCAGGGUGGAGUGGAGUUCUAUGAGAAGGUUUUGUCGGGCAACCUAGCUCUGCGCAGUCUCUUGGGCAGACCUGGAGAGAAGCUGUAUACUCCCAGCGGGAAUGUUGUUCCCAGACAUUGGUUCCGCAUCAAACAUUUACCUUACACAACCCGCCGGGACUCUCUGCUACAAAUGUGGAGGGCAACACUCAACUCAGGCCGUUCGUGAGGGGCCCAUCUCACAGGCAGUUCCAGCUCGUGUAGGCGUCACCCUGCCAUUGACACUGCAGGCUCUUGGUGCUUCUGCACCCACAGCCCAGUGUCAGAAAAAAUCGUAAGCUUUGGAGUUAAACAGCCUAGGUCCUACCCCAGCCCAGUUCUUAUAAUCUCAGCACCCUUGGCAUAUCCCUUUAUGAAUCUGAGACUUGGUUUCCUCCACUGUAAAAUGGGGAUGAUGUAAAUUUCUGGCAGGAUUGUGGGGUCCCCUGGCAGAAAGGGUGUUCCAUAAAUAAACAGUAUGUUCCUCCUUGGUCUUUGAAUACCA
This is a messenger RNA of Phyllostomus hastatus (greater spear-nosed bat), 1465 nucleotides long. RefSeq names its product transmembrane protein 177 (gene TMEM177). NCBI's taxonomy places the organism in Eukaryota, Metazoa, Chordata, Mammalia, Chiroptera, Phyllostomidae. The record is from RefSeq and is a predicted model, not a curated record. The coding region runs from base 215 to 1150 and encodes 311 amino acids. The transcript has 2 exons.